AUGGGCGAUAAGCCCACUACCACAACCACCAUAUCUGACGAUAUGAACAACACAAACAGUGCUUCCCAACAUAUACGUAAUACUGCAUCAUUUGCAGAUAUAGCCUCCAAUGUUACAUUACCGAAAAUGAACCAAGCAAUCGUUUUUAACUCUAUUAACAACAUCAAACAAAUCGAAUACGUUAUCGCAAUCAGUAAAAUUAUACCCGCAGAAAAUAUUCAAUUUGUAUCACGCAUUUCAAAUAAUCGAUUCUGCAUAUUCUUUAACAGUCAAGCCGUCAUGGAAAAUCUACUCAAAACUCACUCUACAAUCCAUGUCAAUGAAACAGAAAUCCCCAUCCGUAGACUUAUAAAUGCGUCCAAAAGAAUCAUUCUAUCCAAUGUUUACCCUACUAUCCCAAAUCACCUUAUACUAAACGCUCUCCAUGAAAUAGGAAUUAAAACCACUUCCCAAAUCUCUCAUAUGAAAGCUGGUUUUGCAACAGAACAAUUCGCGCAUAUACUAAGUUUCAGAAGACAAGUAUACAUUAAUCAAGACAGUGUAUCCAAACUACCUAGUUCAAUCACAGUAACAUUAGAAAACACUACCUUUAGAAUAUUUAUUACCGAUGACACCGUAACUUGUUUUCAAUGUCAUAAAACCGGUCAUUUUUCAAGCCAAUGUAAAAAUAUACCAGAACAAUUCAAUAUCAUCGAUAUGACCGAAACCUAUAUGGAAGAAACCAACGACCUAUCACCAACCCUAAAUGUAGGAAAAAAUGUAUCUCUCUCGCCACCUGCUAGUGUUAAUGCUCAAAAUAUCUAUUCUACUCAAAAUAACGUUCCUUCAACACCAAACCAAGCAAAUGAUAAUGGUGAUCUAAUCACUAUCGAUCAACCCAAAAAACCCUCUCUAGCCGAAAAACUCAAAUCAUCAUCCAACAAAAUUGUCAACGUAACUUCUCCAAACCCAGUUAAACGUCCUGCCCCGUCAACCACGUCUCAACCACCAUCUCCAACAUCUUCGCACUCAUCCAACCCGCCUUUAAUAAUGAAGCCUCCCAACGCACCUGAAGGAAAAACCCAACCAUCAAAAAACCCUAAUGGAAAAGUACACAAAAAACCGAAAGUUAGAACCAGCACCAGUUCAAAUGAUAGCUUCUAUUCAAAUAUCGAUGUAGGGUUAAAUCCAAGCAAAGAUCUGUUCAACUCCAACCCUCAAAUGUCCUUAUCACUCAAUCAAUUUAAAGAUUUCUUCGAAAACUCGCAAGGUUGCACUGAUCUCGAGAGUUUAUGUAUGGAGCACAAUAGCAGUCCAGAAAAUAUAAUCCAAAUCAUUACAAACAUCUACCCUGUCAUAACAAUCAAAAGUAUUAAAAACCGUCUAACCAGAUUAUCAAAAGCACUCGAAAAAGUUCGAAACAUAAAUUCUAGUCAGACUUCCUAUGCUGACAGCAAUGAUGACGAAACCUACUAG
Molecule: messenger RNA, 1455 nt
Organism: Macrosiphum euphorbiae (potato aphid)
Lineage: Eukaryota; Metazoa; Arthropoda; Insecta; Hemiptera; Aphididae
Source: the annotation of a GenBank genome assembly